This is a messenger RNA of Bombus huntii, 5418 nucleotides long. Its product is annotated as protein N-terminal glutamine amidohydrolase-like. Bases 123 to 947 code for a protein of 274 amino acids. Gene Ontology annotation, cellular component: nucleus; cytosol. Lineage: Eukaryota; Metazoa; Arthropoda; Insecta; Hymenoptera; Apidae. The record is from RefSeq and is a predicted model, not a curated record. Gene Ontology annotation, molecular function: protein-N-terminal asparagine amidohydrolase activity; protein-N-terminal glutamine amidohydrolase activity. The transcript has 5 exons.
GUAAACUAGGACUACUAGGACUGUAAAGGCGGUUCGUUUCCCGCUGUUUUUUCAGUAUCGUUACGAUCAAGUGGUUUGAGAAGUUACACAAGUUUCACAAGUCAGUGAUAAACGAAGGAAAAAUGUUAAAAUUCGUAAAAUUGUCUGAUAAAGCGUUUGCACCAGUAAAGGGAUCACAAUAUGCUGCUGGGUUCGAUUUAAGAAGUGCCUAUGAAUACAUUGUGCCUGGACAUGGUAAAGCACUCGUCAAAACAGAUUUGCAAAUUGAAGUUCCUGACAGCACAUACGGAAGAAUAGCACCACGUUCGGGAUUGGCAUGGAAACAUCAUAUUGAUGUAGGCGCAGGUGUUAUUGACGCCGAUUAUCGCGAGGAAAAUGUAUGGAAGCUCUGUCAAGAUGUAACGACCAGACACGGAUCGGAAUUACAGCAUUGCUAUGUUGCUUUCGUGAGCAACUCCUGGCGUAGCGUACCGCUUUGGCGACAACGUGCAGGAAAGGACGAGGAUAAGCUCGUAGUUUGGGACUUCCACGUAAUCCUUAUCUACGCACCCGACGAAAGGGCGGUUGUUUACGAUUUAGAUAGCGCGUUGCCGUUUCCGACGCAUUUCUGGAAAUACGCGAUGGAAACGUUUAGGUCGGACGAGGUUCUACAGCCAGAACAUCACAGAAGAUUCAGAGUGAUCCCAGCCAAUGUGUACUUGCGAGAAUUUGCAUCGGAUCGACAUCAUAUGAAACGCGAGGAUGGAACAUGGAUCAAGACGCCACCGGAUUAUCCGCCAAUUUCAACAUCAACGUGCAAGGACAACUUGGAUUCCUUUAUUAACAUGGAUCCAGGGACCGGGUUUGGGGUUGUAUUGACUUUAGACCAAUUAUUCGACCGAUUUCAUAGGCCGAAUGCGAUCCCAACGGCUCCUCGUACACCUCAUCCGCAACCUACACCGACUUAAGUAAACUGCUAAGUAAGUUCCGCAAGGAUAACGAUUGUCUGCUUCGAUUUCCAAUUGUCAACAAAUGAAUUGUAUGGCCUAAGGGAAUUGGUUAAGUGCAUGUACCUUUGUGAACCGAAAUUGGGUUAAUAUUCGAUGAUAACAUUUAUCUAAGCAUUAUUCAUCGUUCAAAAUCACAGCUAUAUCUCUGUGAAUGAUAAACCGAUCAUUUUAUUUCUAUCAACAUUCUUAAUUCGCUAUAUAACCUUUAACACUAUCCCUGUUUAUAUGUGUCUCACGCAUUUUUUUACUCCUACCUAUUAAUUCGAAUUUAAAUAUAAGGUGUUUCACGCGACGCACAGGUCGAGCGCUACAAAUAUUACACAGUGUGAAACACCCGUAUAAAACCGUAUAUUUAAGAUUUUAAGUAUAUAUAAUGGAUAUUCGUGUGGAUCCAUAAAUGGAUCGUACAAUUGGAACUUAUUAAUUCUACAAACAAUUUGAUUUGAAAAUCCAGCAUGAUUAUUUCUCGUUUUAAUAAUAAUGAUGAAAACCUGUUCUUUUUUCAAUGUUAUCUCAUUUAACAAAACCGUAUAAGCUACAUGAUGUAAUAUGUAAAUUAUUAAAUAUUGAAAACGGUGAAAACCAUAAAUUUACAUAAAGAUACUAAUACUGAUGUUAGAAAUUGAUUCUUAAUAAUAAAUUUGUUGUAUGUUUGCUUGUCGAAUCGCAGUUUUCUUUAUGAAAAUUUUACAUCAUAUGAAAAAGGGGAAAAAGAGAAGGAAACAAAAAAUAGUAAUGAAGAGAAAGAAGAGAAGGAAGCAGAAGGAAGGAAAGAAUUAAUUAAUACCUCUAAAUCUAUAAAGCCUUUUGUUUCUACUGUGCUUCCAGGAUUCAAACAGCAAUGAUUUAAUGCAAUAUAUGGAGACUUUUUCAAUUGAGUGUAUAUACUGCUUUUGUCUUGUAUGAUUGUGCCCUAAGAGGUAUAUGGAAAAUAAAUCUUCACUUGUGAUUAAAAGUGAUUAAAAGGAAUAUAAUAUAAACAGAUAAUAUUGAUACAUUUCUCCUAAUAAAUUAUCUAUCGGCUACUAAAAUUUCACAAUAUUAUACAGCUUUGUUCUGGUUUACGGUUUGGUACGGGUCUUUCCUACUAUUAUCGUUGAAUGCUACGGUUCCAGCGAUAUUAAAUUAUGGGGUCGGAGCCUCCAUAAUUAAUCAAUAACAAUGCAAGGAGCAGUAACAGCGGGGAACAAAAGAGAGCGCCUGGACAAAACGCAUUUGAUCAAAGGGCGUAGAGCCCCAGCUUACCGUUGCGAAGUUCGAGAUUUGCUGGCUCCUCUCGUUAUUCCUCGGCUCCUAUAAUGUUUGGACAUUUCUCCAUUUUAAUAAAGAAAUCAAAACUUACAAGAAAGAUCCACGUCUUUAGAAAAACCAAUUCUUUUAUAACGAUAGUUCUACUUAUGUGUAAAAAUGUACUUGAUACGAUUAGACACAAGUAGCAAUAUCGUGAGAAAAAAAGUGGUUUCUGCAAGGACAUGCGCUUUUUCCUAUAGUGUCGAUAUCUAUUUGCCUCUAUUUCUAGGCUAUGCUGAUACGUUAUUUGUUCCCCUCUUUUUAAAAGUCUUUUUACAGAACCUUGCCAAGAACCCCAUCUCUCUGUGUUGUCUGCUACACAUUAACUAUCGACCAUGUUCCAAGCUUUUGGGUUCUGACCCAAGUAUUGGGGAUGACUGUUCUCGUCUUCAUACGUUUUAUCAUAACGCGUAAAUCUUUAUCGCGGCUUUGCUCCAUUGGUGGUGUUAUCGUUAUAGUUAUUGUGUCUAAGACUGACGUAUUUAUGGACACAUUCGUUCGACGAAGUAUUUACUGGCGCUUUUAUUAGCGCUGGUGCACAAAAAAAAAAAAAAAAGAAAACGAGGAAAGCGCUUAUUAUUGUUGUGCAACCGAGACAGUAAGGGCGAGAACGUGAUCUUUGCGAUAAUGUAAAAUAGUUAUUGUAAUUCUUGUGAUACUUUACACUUUCUACUUUGAAUACCUACGUAUAUACUGAUAUUGAUACUAAAAAUUGAUUCUUUAUAAUAUGUAGUGUGUUUGCUUGUCGAAACAGAAUUUUCUCUGUGAAAAUUUGAUCAAUGGAAAUCGAGGCUUAAUUCGAGCAUCCAACGCGACCAAUUGUUGCCUACAUCGAAAUAUUAUUUUCGAAUCAACGAAUGUCCCUUAGACUCUCGGAAAUAAAUUUUGACAACGAAAAUCUCGGAACCUUUGACCUCUCUAAAACAGAGUACAUGUAUACUGUAUCUACGUAGUAGAUUUCUUACAUUACUUUCCAUUUACUUCUCUAUUCGCUUAUUUCAAUUGAAAUACUCCAAUCGUCCUUCGUUUUGAAACUUCGCGAACGUAAAUUUGUAUUGGCAUGUAAAUUGUUACGAUUUCAAUGAGAAUAACUUUACAAUUGCAACAAGACUAUGUACUCGUAGAUGUUUUAGCCAAUCUAUUGUUUUUAGCUGUAACACAGCGUGAUACGAUGCGACAGAAAAUUUAAUCGACAAGCGAAUGCAAACGAGCUGUCGGUUCUUCGAGUAGAUUGAGAAUCAUUGUUGAAAAAGGCGAAGAACCGACAGUCGCGUUUAUAGUCUAAGGGUACGUCCACUCUUUGCCUUCCAACAUCUUUCACUAGAUCUCUUUGUCUUUAUCAUCGACAUGUGUUUUUUCUCCAAUUCACUUUAUAUCACGUUGCUAUUUGCAUACAUACUUAUAAGCAGACUUAUCACCGAUUGUGGGAUAAUUAAUUAAUCACUGAAUGUACAUAUAUCAUUCUUACCAGUGUUGGGUAGAUAUCAUUCUCACUGUUGUUAUUCGAAAUUUUUUAACGGACAACUAAAUUUUUCUUUUUCCAAUUAGUCAUAUAUAUAUAUAUAUAUAUUUUAUAUAUUAUACAUAUAUUAGUUAAAGUAUUAAAUAUAAAUAUAUAAAAAAUAAUUUAUAAAUUUCUUGAGGUACAUGUUAUAUUUAUUGAUAUAUCCUUGGAAAUAUAAUUUAUAUAUAUUAUUAUUAUUAUUUGUAAUACGUAAUAUAUGUGUACAUUAUAUAAACACGCAAACAAUAAUUAAUUUAUAUAUUCCUCAGGAUAUAUCAAUAGAACACAAUAAAUAUUUCAGGAUUUAUAAAUUAUUGUUAUAUAUAUAAACGAGAGACUGAAAUAAGGGUAUAUAUGUAUAAUAAUAUGUUACUUAGAUAACAUUAUCUUAUCAAGAGAUAACAUAAAUAAUUCCAAUAACGAAUAACUCCAAUAGUAAAUAAACCAUUUAUUAAUUAACAGUUCCCUUGCUAUUUUUAUUUCAUUGAAAUUUUAUUCGAACACAUACCCAACACUGGUUCUUGUCGUCGAAUGUGAUCAUCGCGGAAUGGUCUUGUCGCUUAUACAUCGGCAUCGUAUCGUAUGCGAGAAACUCGGGACCGACGUUUUUAGCAUGUAAUAUCUUCGAUUACCAAAAUACAAAAUGAACAAAAAAAAUUUUGAGAAAAGACCUAAUCUCUAUCGUUCAAAGUAUCGCUCUAAAUAUAUAUAUAUAUAUCAGAAGAAAUUACUAUAUUAUCAUGACAGUUAUCAUUAUUAUUAUUAUAUAUAUAUAUAUAUAUUUAUUAAUAUUUCAUAUUUAUUAUAUUGAUAUUUUUAAUUAAAUCGUAUCUAUUUCGAUACACCGAUGAAAGAGAGUUUAAAAUAUUGAAUUAUGCAAUUUAUCGACGUUUAACAUAUUCUCUUACCAUUGUCGUUCUACGAUACACAUAUAAUACAUAUUGUACAACUUUUUGGAAAAGGAACAAAUCACAAAUCUUUUUCGCAUGUUCACAAAGAAUUAUAAAUGGGAUAAAAUGAAAUCUAUUUCCAAACUUCGUCCUUUCUAUAAUCAGUUUUAAUAAAUGGAUGCACUCCGUUUGUCUCUUUGAAUUUUUAUCGAUGUACUGUUUCGAUUUUUACGAAUCAUUACCAAGAUCCUCUCUCUCCUCUUUCUCAGGUCAGGUGCCACAGUGAAACAACAGAACCAAAAUGUCGAAUACUUCCAAAAAAAAAAAAAAAAAAAAAAAAAAGAAAAACGAAAAAAAUGGUAAUCGAAGUUUAAUUCUCCAAAUGAUUCCGCUUUUCUUUCUCUUUGUUGGGUGCGAUCGAAUUUUUGCGUCCAAACUAUUAUGUAACAUUUCUUAACAAACUUUUUUCAGCAUAAUCGAAUUUUCUAUUCUCUCCGUUUAACAUGCUUUGUCGAGAUAUUUGGUGUUUAUUGAAAUUAUCUGUAACAAAGAUUUUGCUCAGUAUGCGCAUAGUAUUUCCGGCGUACGUUUAUUACGUUUAUUAUGUAUCGUAUUACACUGUUGAAGAAGAAUUGUACAGUAGGCAUCGGAGAAUUAAAAAAAAAAAGAGGCAAUGACGCGCAAAUUUUCAAAUGUAUACUGUAUUCAAUUUGCAAAAAUAUAUAAUAUAUAAUUACAAAAGUUA